ACUAUAUAAACCAUAUGAUUGGGUUUGUGGCCACCAAAUUACAUCUACUACAAAUUAUCAAGUACUAUAUAGUUUUCCUUGUUUUCCAUCUUCUUGUGAUCUUCUUCAAGAUUUUACAAACUUAAUGAAGUACUAGUCUUUCUGCUCUGAGAUUUACAGCAAUGGGUUUCCGUCUGCCUGCUGUAAUUCCUGCGAAGAAGCUUCUUUGGCGAUCUUUUUCAAAUACAAACAGAGGAGCUUCAACUAAUCUAGCGGAUGUCCCAAAAGGGUAUUUUGCAGUUUAUGUUGGGGAGAGUAAAAAACAGCGAUCCAUCGUUCCUAUAUCAUUCCUCAACCAGCCUGCAUUUCAAGAGUUGCUAAGUGAGGCUGAAGAAGAAUUCGGAUUCGAUCAUCCAACAGGUGGUCUAACAAUUCCCUGCAGACAAGAUGCCUUCCUUGAUCUCAUUUCUCACUUGAAUUCAUUGUGAGGGGUGAUGGAGUGCAAUUACAUGAACAAUGUAAUCUGUUACAAUUUUGUAAAAGGGACAAUUUCUACAUUUUGUACAUUUUUUUUAGGCUCGGGGAGGGAGAAAUAUUGUACUUUUAAUUCGACUCAUAGAUUCUUUACAGUAUGAUGCUCUUGUGACCAACCAGCCAUCUUUUUUCUUCUUCUUUUAUUUGAACAUCACCAA
Molecule: messenger RNA, 671 nt
Organism: Prunus avium (sweet cherry)
Lineage: Eukaryota; Viridiplantae; Streptophyta; Magnoliopsida; Rosales; Rosaceae
Product: auxin-induced protein 15A-like
Biological process (GO): response to auxin
Source: RefSeq, a predicted model, not a curated record